Molecule: messenger RNA, 474 nt
Organism: Etheostoma spectabile (orangethroat darter)
Lineage: Eukaryota; Metazoa; Chordata; Actinopteri; Perciformes; Percidae
Product: E3 ubiquitin/ISG15 ligase TRIM25-like
Exons: 1
Coding region: 45-470 (141 amino acids)
Source: RefSeq, a predicted model, not a curated record
CUGUAUUUUAAUAUGUUUUCCUUUUCUUUCCCCUCUGUGUAGAUAUGGCUGCUGCAAACUAUCUGCCAUCUGAAGAUCAGUUUCUGUGCUCCAUCUGUCUGGAUGUGUUCACUGAUCCUGUCACCACAUCAUGUGGACACAACUUCUGCAAAACCUGCAUCACUGAACACUGGGAUACUAAUGACCAGUACCUGUGUCCGCUGUGCAAGGAGGGUUUUACUUCAAGACCUGAUUUGAAAAUAAACACUUUGCUUUCUGAGAUGGCUGCUCAGUUCAGACAGUCAGCUCAACAGAAAGCCAGCAGCAGCAGCUCAGAGCAACAAGUGUCCAAACCAGGAGAAGUUCCCUGUGACGUCUGCACUGGAACCAAACUGAAGGCCCGGAAGUCCUGCCUGGUGUGUCUGGUCUCCUACUGUGAGACUCACCUGGAGCCUCAUCUGACCAUGUCAGGUCUGAAAGACAUCAGCUGAUUGC